AUGUGGGAUAAAUGGGCAAUGCUGACGCUCAUUAGAAAGACUGCAAAGAGGGUUGGCAUUUCAGCAGAAGGGCUAAAUAUCAAUGACAUGCAACAGGAUAAAUUUGUUCAAGCUGCAAACCUUGUGGAGUGUGAAAGGUCAGAAAACACACCUACACCCUCGUCUUCAGAGAACGCACCUUCUUCCACCACCAUACCUGCAUCGCCAAACCAUCUUCGAAAAGGGUCUGCCGCAUACUGGAAGGCAAAGUUUGAGAUGGCUCAGCAAACCACUCGUGAUUGUGACAAGAAAAGUAUACGGUUAGAGAAUAUUCCUGGUCUCUUGAUGAUUCAGAAAAUCAAGCUGAAACAGGCAUCAACAUCUACACGAGUCACACAAGUUCAUGGGUCGAUGGAAGGGAAGGAGGUCAUCAAAGUGGUCAAGAGAAUCAACGAGGAUAAGCAAAAAACGUUGCAGUUGAAGCAGGACAAGAUGAAAGCAAAGGAAAAAGAGAAAUAG
Messenger RNA from Paramuricea clavata, 498 nucleotides. The record is from the annotation of a GenBank genome assembly. NCBI's taxonomy places the organism in Eukaryota, Metazoa, Cnidaria, Anthozoa, Malacalcyonacea, Plexauridae.